AGCGUCUCAUUAGUCCCGUCACUUAAACCGUGCGUUUCCGACGAUGCCUCUUUCUUGGAGGCCCCUUUUGCUACUUUUGAUUUCGAUUUGUGCAAUUUGUACAGGCGAUUUGUUUAGCAAUUCGUUUUUGGUCAGAUUCAAAAGGGAAGUGAAUCCGGACGAGGCACAUGGGAUCGCGAAACGUCAUGGGUUCAUCAACAUGGGACCGGUCUUAAGGUCAAAGACUGAAUACCAUUUCGUGAAUAAUGCCCUACCCCCCGCCAAAUCCAAGAGGAGUAUUGUUCACGCGAGAAAAUUAAAAUCAGAUCCGCUGAUCCAUACUGCCGUACAACAACCCGGGUUCAUCAGAGUCAAGCGGGGUUAUAAGCCAUUAAAAGUUGAAAACCUGGUGAAAGAUAUUCAGCCUCACAGCGACCCAUCCGAUCCAUACUUUCCCUUUCAAUGGUAUCUGAAAAACACGGGACAAAAUGGCGGGAAAGCCAAACUAGACUUGAACGUCGAAGCCGCCUGGGCCCAAGGGGUCACGGGCAAAAAUAUUACUACUGCGAUUAUGGAUGACGGAGUUGACUACAUGCAUCCAGAUCUGAAAUAUAAUUAUAAUGCACAAGCGAGUUACGACUUCAGCAGUAACGAUCCAUAUCCUUAUCCAAGAUACACAGACGAUUGGUUUAACAGCCAUGGAACGAGAUGCGCUGGCGAAGUAGCAGCGGCAAGAGACAACGGAAUCUGUGGAGUUGGGGUUGCGUACGAUUCCAAAAUUGCAGGAAUCCGAAUGCUGGAUCAACCCUAUAUGACUGAUUUAAUUGAAGCUAAUUCAAUGGGACACGAGCCAAACUUGAUCGAUAUAUACAGUGCGUCUUGGGGACCUACCGACGAUGGAAAAACUGUCGAUGGGCCCAGAAACGCCACCAUGAGGGCAAUAGUAAAAGGUGUCAACGAGGGUCGAAACGGCCUGGGAAAUAUUUACGUUUGGGCCAGUGGAGAUGGCGGAGAAGAUGACGAUUGUAACUGUGAUGGUUACGCUGCAAGUAUGUGGACCGUGAGUAUCAACAGCGCCAUAAAUGACGGACAGAAUGCCCAUUACGAUGAAAGCUGUUCUUCAACACUAGCCAGUACAUUUAGCAACGGAGCGAAGGAUCCCAACACGGGAGUGGCAACAACUGACUUGUACGGUAAAUGCACCACAACCCAUUCGGGAACAUCUGCUGCGGCACCCGAGGCUGCUGGGGUUUUUGCCUUAGCCUUAGAAGCCAAUAGCCACCUUACUUGGAGAGAUAUUCAGCAUCUAACAGUGCUAACGUCGAAAAGAAAUUCAUUAUUCGAUGCCAAGGGCCGGUUUCACUGGACAAUGAACGGAGUUGGUUUAGAAUUUAACCAUUUGUUCGGUUUCGGCGUCUUAGACGCGGGAGCUAUGGUCGCAUUGGCAAAACAGUGGAAAACGGUACCGCCACGGUACCAUUGCGAAGCUGGAAAUAUUUCGAAAAUGGAGAAAAUUUCGUCCAAAAAUUCGCUGAAAUUAAAAAUAACGACAAACGCAUGUAAAGGCGAGAACACGGAAGUUCGAUAUUUAGAGCAUGUCCAAGCCGUAGUUUCGGUGAAUGCUACACGACGUGGAGAUUUGGAAUUGUUUUUAACUUCGCCCAUGGGAACAAGAUCAAUGAUUCUUAGUCGCAGACAAAACGACGACGACUCUAGAGACGGAUUUUCCAAAUGGCCUUUUAUGACCACUCACACUUGGGGCGAAUAUCCUCAAGGCACGUGGCAAUUAGAGAUAAAGUUUAGUUCCGAAAGUCCACAGACAGGAUUUUUCAAAGAGUGGUCGCUGAUGUUGCAUGGAACUAAAGAACCACCUUAUACAGAGCUUCCAGUGCUAGAUCCACAUUCCAAGCUAGCCAUAGUGAAAAAGGCUCACGAAGUCAGAAGCAAAAUGUAG
Messenger RNA from Cylas formicarius (sweet potato weevil), 1933 nucleotides. RefSeq names its product neuroendocrine convertase 2 (gene amon). Gene Ontology annotation, biological process: protein processing. Bases 44 to 1933 code for a protein of 629 amino acids. Lineage: Eukaryota; Metazoa; Arthropoda; Insecta; Coleoptera; Brentidae. The record is from RefSeq and is a predicted model, not a curated record. The transcript has 13 exons. Gene Ontology annotation, molecular function: serine-type endopeptidase activity. Gene Ontology annotation, cellular component: Golgi membrane; trans-Golgi network.